Molecule: messenger RNA, 480 nt
Organism: Uloborus diversus
Lineage: Eukaryota; Metazoa; Arthropoda; Arachnida; Araneae; Uloboridae
Product: WD repeat-containing protein 48 homolog
Exons: 5
Coding region: 1-480 (159 amino acids)
Source: RefSeq, a predicted model, not a curated record
AUGGAGCUGGUCCCAUUUACUUCGAAAAAGGGAGACGUGUUUGCGAUGUUCCUUCUGAUUAUUGCUCGAAGAACCCCAUUCUUCUUCGUGGCUGCAGUCACUGGCAUUCCAUGUGAUAAUGAUGAUAAUAUUGAUGGCGAUGAUAAUGUUGAAAAUAGCAAUGAUAAUGUUCUUGAUGAUUAUGAUGACGAUAAUAAUAAUAAUGAGGAAAAUAAUGUUGAGAUAAAUGAUAAUUAUGAUGACGAUGAUAAUAAUAAUGAGGAAAAAAAUGUUGAGAUAAAUCAUGAUGAUAAAGAUUGUUGUGAAAAUGAUGAUAAUGAUGAUAAAAAUAUUGAUGAUGAUAAUGAUGGAACUAGCGAUGAUGAUAAUAUUCAUAAUGAUGAUUAUGGUGUAAAUGAAAAUAAGAAUAAUUCAGGUGAUGAUGACAAUGAUAAUCGUAAUGAUGAUAAUGACAGAAAUAUCAAUGAAGAUAAGUCAUAA